Molecule: messenger RNA, 685 nt
Organism: Dermochelys coriacea (leatherback sea turtle)
Lineage: Eukaryota; Metazoa; Chordata; Testudines; Dermochelyidae
Exons: 2
Coding region: 65-670 (201 amino acids)
Source: RefSeq, a predicted model, not a curated record
GGCGGGAGUGAAGGCGGGGGCUCUCCUCUUUCCGGACUUUCACUCUCCUGUGGCCCCACUCCCGAUGGGGAACAAGCGGGGGCAGGCUGGGUUCCCCCGGGAAGGGGGGUCAAUGCGGAGCGGCUCCGGAGUUUGGAGAGCCCCCCGCCCCCCGCUUACCUUGACAAACAGCUCCACCUGCAUCUGCUCCUCAGCCAUGGCCCGGGGCUGGCUCCGGGGGGGAGAGGGGUUAGAACGGACAAAUCCCCCGCUCCGCGGCUCGGGUGCGUUUCAAGGUUCCCCCAAGGGCGGGAAAAGCCGGGUCCGGGCCGGGGGCGCGAAUCGCACCACUUCGGAGUCUUGCGGGCACUCUGAGCGCAACACGGAGCUGAUCCGGAGCGACGGGUCUUCCUCCGCAGCCCCACCCAGGAAGAGAACCCGAGGAUGGUUCCUAGGGCUCCCAGUCCCAGAUGCUGCGAGUAGCAACUGCUGUCUUGGCUGGGCCCACAUCCCCCCCACCUCCGCCCCCCGAUGCCCAGGGGGAGAUGAACAGACGGUCCCUGGGCCUGGAGGCAACAGCUGCUCCCUGCCAACCAGCCAGAGCCGGGAACUCGAUCUGGAGGCACCAGCCCUGGGGACCAGAGAGAGAAACAGCCAGAUAGCGAACAGCGAAAGGGUCCCACUGGGCUAGUAGGGGGCUGUGGGU